Musa acuminata AAA Group (dessert banana) is the source of this 402-nucleotide messenger RNA. Its product is annotated as cysteine proteinase inhibitor-like. The transcript has 2 exons. The coding region runs from base 1 to 402 and encodes 133 amino acids. Gene Ontology annotation, molecular function: cysteine-type endopeptidase inhibitor activity. NCBI's taxonomy places the organism in Eukaryota, Viridiplantae, Streptophyta, Magnoliopsida, Zingiberales, Musaceae. The record is from RefSeq and is a predicted model, not a curated record.
AUGGCGGAUUCUUACUUGGCUCUUCGGUCCCGGCCGUCACUGCUCCUCGUCCUCCUCGUUCUACGCUGCUUCUCUCUGUCCGUGGCGACGGCGUCGGAUCCGGACGCGACGGUGACCGUCGGAGGGAUCAGCGACGCGGAGGGGGCUCCGGUCGGCGCCGAGAUCGAGCAGCUUGCCCGCUUCGCCGUCGACGAAGACAACAAGAAGCAUGUCCUUAAUACCCUGUUGGAGUUCGCGCGUGUGGUCAAGGCGAGGGAGCAGGUGGUUGUGGGGACUCUUCACCACCUGACCAUCGAGGUCAUCGACGCCGGGAAGAAGAAGAUAUACGAGGCCAAGGUGUGGAUCAAGCCAUGGCUCAACUUCAAGGAGCUGCAGGAGUUCAGGCAUGCCGGCGACUCCUAA